This is a messenger RNA of Elaeis guineensis (African oil palm), 1093 nucleotides long. Lineage: Eukaryota; Viridiplantae; Streptophyta; Magnoliopsida; Arecales; Arecaceae. The record is from RefSeq and is a predicted model, not a curated record.
GGGGAAGAAUUCAUCAACGAGGUCUCCACAAUUGGCAGGAUUCACCACGUAAAUGUAGUGCAACUUGUUGGCUUCAGUUCAGAGGGAUCCAAAAGGGCUCUCGUAUAUGAGUACAUGCCCAACGGGUCACUUGAUAAGUAUAUCUUCUCGCCAAGCGGAACGAGACACCGUCCUUCGUAUUUCACUUGGGAUAAACUCAAUGAUAUAGCACUAGGAGUGGCUCGAGGUAUCGAUUAUCUACAUCGUGGAUGUGAUAUGCAAAUUCUACACUUCGACAUCAAGCCUCAGAACAUCCUCCUUGACCAAAAUUUCACCCCAAAGAUUUCAGAUUUUGGACUUGCAAAGUUGUAUCCGAAGGAAUAUGGCCUGGUGUCCAUGAGUGCUGCCAGAGGGACGAUAGGAUAUAUAGCUCCUGAAUUGAUAUCUAGGAAUUUUGGGGUGAUAUCUGAUAAAUCUGAUGUUUAUAGUUUUGGAAUGUUACUCUUGGAGAUGGCAGGGGGAAGGAGGAAUGUGGAUCAAAAGGUGGAGAAUUCAAGUCAGGUUUACUAUCCUUCAUGGAUCUAUGAUCAGCUUGCGCCGGGGAAAGAACUCGAAAUCAAUAACAGUAUAGAAAUUGGUGAUGCGGAGAGAAAGCUGUGUAUAGUGGGUUUAUGGUGCAUUCAGAUGAAGUCAUCUAGUCGUCCGUCGAUGAGCGAAGUUAUAGAGAUGCUGGAAGGUGAUCUCAAGAGCCUGCACAUGCCACCCAGACCUUGUUUUGCUUCGUCGCAGCCUAUAUCUGUAAGACAGUCUUGCAUGGAUUCUUCUCUCAGCGAAUUAUCGAUCAUCUCCGAGCAUGACGAACUUUCCUGAAUAGACCACUAAAGUGGAUCUUGCUAGAAUGUGAUGACUCCCAACUCUCCAAGGCCUUGCAAGACUAGUUUCACAGUGCAACCUACUUUGAUCUGAGUCAUGGCGAUGAUAUUAUAUUUUCUUGUAUUAUUAUUUAAGCAUCAUAUUAUAUUAUGUAAUUAGUUCAAUAUCUUUGUGGCUCUAUCUAUGAAAAAUUUCUUAGCAGAUCAAUCAUGAAUUGCAAAACUGAUUUGAAAGAUGAUUA